Messenger RNA from Vicia villosa (hairy vetch), 1587 nucleotides. Its product is annotated as putative disease resistance protein At3g14460. The transcript has 3 exons. The coding region runs from base 1 to 1587 and encodes 528 amino acids. The record is from RefSeq and is a predicted model, not a curated record. Lineage: Eukaryota; Viridiplantae; Streptophyta; Magnoliopsida; Fabales; Fabaceae.
AUGGUUAGAGUAUGGGGUACCGAAAUAGUUGGAAUUUCAUUCUCUACAUUGACUCAUUGUAACUCAUUUUGCUUAAGUACCAAAGUUUCUAAACAGAGGCAAGCAAGGGAAGGAUCAAUGUUUUGUUGCAGCUCAUUACCUUUUCUAGUUGUUAACUUUUACCUUGAAAUGUUGCAAUUAGUUUGCAAGUUUAAUGCAAAACUUGUUUCACAAGAAAGGAUGAGAUCUGCAUGUGCUAGAAACAGGUUACCACUUAACCCUACAUCUUGGGAUAUAACAAGGUUUCUAAAACUGCAAAAACAUUGCAUUGGCCUGAUUAGCCAUCAAGUUGAAACUGAUAUUUCAAGCAUCAGAGAAGAAACAGACCAACAAUCUUCAUUGUCCGUCGCACAAGCUACUGCCCCCGUCCUCCCUCUUACUAACACACUUGACAUACGAGAAGAAACUCCAUCCAUUGAUAGUUCUGAUGAUCAAGAAACAAUUUUUGACACAUUGUGUGUUUCUAAUGCAUCAAAAUUAUUGUCUUUGCCGCACAACUUACAGAGCCUAGAAAUUGAGGGAUGUGCAUCAUUGGGUGUCCUUCCAGAUGAUUUGCUAGAUGGAGCACCCGAUCUUAAAGAAUUGCAAUUGAUCGAUUGUUCCUCUCUCAUAUCCAUCCCUUACCUUAUGUCCCUAACUAUACUUUUAAUAUGUGGCUGUAGAAAUUUGGAAUUCUCUAAACGAUUAGAAUCAAGAGAGAAGUUUUCCUUUAUUCAUUGUUUGCUCAUUGGGAGAAGUUGUGAUUCCCUUACUACCUUGACCUUAGACUUAUUCCCUAGACUCAAAAUGCUUUCUAUAUGGAUUUGCCUCAAUCUUGUAUCAUUGAAUGUUACAGGGGAAGAAUACAUUGGUGGUGAUCUUCCACUUGAAUCUUUGGACAUUUUCGAUUGUCCAGGAUUGAAGUCUUUUCCUGAUGAAAGAUUCCAUACACCAAAGCUACAUACCAUGAGCCUUUCCAGUUACAAGAGUCUAUGUGAACUCCCAAAAUUCAUGAAUUCACCUGCAUCUCUCCGGACAUUAAGUUUAGCCAGAUGUCCAAAUAUUGAAAUUUUUCCAGAUGGGGGUUUGCCUUCAAGCUUAUUUGCACUCUCUAUUACAGAUUGUGACAAGCUGACACCGCAACAAGAUUGGGGAUUGGAAAAUACCAAGUCUCUGGAUCGUUUUAAUAUCAAAGGUUGUAUAGGCUUGGAGUCAUUUCCAGAGGAGAAGCUGCAUCUUAGAAACAUAUUCUUUCUGCAUAUAAGCAAUUUGAAGGGUCUCAAAAAACUGGACGACAAGGGCUUUCAACAUCUGAAUGCUCUGCGGGAACUUGCAGUUAGUGGUUGCGACGAGCUGUGUCACUUACCUGAACAAGGGCUUCCUUCCUCCCUAGUCCGACUCUAUGUCAAGGAUUGCCCAAAGCUGACUCCAUCACUUAAACCCACAGUAAGAAAGUGCUGGAACAAGGUGGCUCAUAUCCAAUAUAUUGAAAUUGAUGACCAAAUAUAUGGGGAACCCCAAUCUUUUUGCUAUGUAAGCUUGUCACAAUCUGUAAUAGAGACUUUUUGA